GGGCCGCGGCUCCGGCUCCGGCUCCGGCUCCCGGGCAUUUAAAGGGGACGCGGCGGCUGCCCGGGGGGAUGGGGGGCAAGUGGAGGGGACGGCUCAGACGCACAUCAUCCUCAGUCCCUCGGGACUGGAGGGACUCGUGAGCUGGAGCCCAGAAAUCCGGGGGUGGAUAAGACACCGCGUCCCCUCCAAUUCCCGUAAGCACCCCUUGCUCCAUCCUGCGCCCCAAUACCUCAGCUAGCCCCUUCCCCACUUCUUACACUCCAAACUCAGCCGAGACAGACCUCUGCCGCCGCCGCCCCCACGAACGUGUGACAACGGCUGGAGGCUAACAGAGUCCCUACAGGUGGUGCCCACGGUAAUGCACCGACAAUGAGUGGCUGUUUUCCAGUUUCUGGCCUCCGCUGCCUAUCUAGGGUCUUGGAUGUGCCAGCGCCUCUGGCCGUGGCCCGCUAACCAGCCUCUCCCGGGCGGGCUCCUGCCGCGCCCCCUCUCGCUUGCCCCCUCCUCCUCCUCCUCCUGCUGCUCUCCCCCCUGCUCCCAGGACGGCGGGAUGGCCGCGCAGGGCGCGCCGCGCUUCCUCCUGACCUUCGACUUCGACGAGACUAUCGUAGACGAAAACAGCGACGAUUCGAUCGUGCGCGCCGCGCCGGGCCAGCGGCUCCCGGAGAGCCUGCGAGCCACCUACCGCGAGGGCUUCUACAAUGAGUACAUGCAGCGCGUCUUCAAGUACCUGGGCGAGCAGGGCGUGCGGCCGCGGGACCUGCGCGCCAUCUAUGAAGCCAUCCCUUUGUCGCCAGGCAUGGGCGACCUGCUGCAGUUUGUGGCAAAACAGGGCGCCUGUUUCGAGGUGAUUCUCAUCUCCGAUGCCAACACCUUUGGCGUGGAGAGCGCGCUGCGCGCCGCCGGCCACCACAGCCUGUUCCGCCGCAUCCUCAGCAACCCGUCGGGGCCGGAUGCGCGGGGACUGCUGGCUCUGCGGCCGUUCCACACACACAGCUGCGCGCGCUGCCCCGCCAACAUGUGCAAGCACAAGGUGCUUAGCGACUACCUGCGCGAGCGAGCCCACGACGGCGUGCACUUCGAGCGCCUCUUCUACGUGGGCGACGGCGCCAACGACUUCUGCCCCAUGGGGCUGCUGGCGGGCGGCGACGUGGCCUUCCCGCGCCGCGGCUACCCCAUGCACCGCCUCAUUCAGGAGGCCCAGAAGGCCGAGCCCAGCUCGUUCCGCGCCAGCGUGGUGCCCUGGGAAACGGCUGCAGACGUGCGCCUCCACCUGCAACAAGUGCUGAAGUCGUGCUGAGUCUGGCCGCCUGCAGGGGGGUACCGGGGCCAACGGCGGAGGGGGCGGGGAAGGGAGAUUCGGGAAAGACAGUUAGCUUUACUACUCCGUUUUCCCUUUGGCUUUGCUAUGUCCCUCUGGGAAUUUCUGGAAUCUCAUAUUUGGGGGCUUGAGGAAGGGGGCUCAGAGCCGUCCCUAUCUAUGCAGUUAACCCACCUCGGCUGCCUCCCCCACUCCACUGUGCACGGUUGAGUUCUGGAGUCUGACUCAUCGCGGGGUCGCGCGCAAACCUUGGAAGGCAGCAUUGUUUCCUGGUCCUCCCAACUGGGAGGAAGGGGCUCCCCAGCAGGUGAGAGAAGGAACAUCUCCCGCCGCUGUAACUGUUGCCUCGGGCUGCGUGACCGCCCCGCCUCCAGUCUACUGUGGGGGGAACCCAGGAUCCUGAAAUUCUCCUGGCCACAAGAACUCCCCACAGAGGCAGAAGAGGGUCUCCACCUGUGGCCCCAGGCCUUUGCGAUCUUGCUUCACCCACCGCAACCCCACACUAUUUCUGUGCUGUCUACAUCCUCUUGCCUCCCGACCCCCGCACUCCCUUCUAGCACCCCCAAAGGAAAAGCCAGAACAAUCGCCUCCUGGUGGUGGUACGAGGUAGCGCACCGUCCGGCUCGGGUCCGGACAGCCAGUAACCUCGCAGCGUGUGACGGUGUCUCCUUGCACCCCAGCCUCGUCCAUGCAGCAAGAGACCAGGGACUUCACCAAAGUCACCCUCGCGGGCUGGGCCCUCCACGCAUCCCCCCCUUGGAACAGAAAGCCAUGAUGUUUUUAAGCAGAACCAGCGAAACCCAAGCCCCUCCUUCCUCUGGUGUUUUACAACUAUAAAGGAGGUGAAGGGGGAA
Messenger RNA from Nomascus leucogenys (northern white-cheeked gibbon), 2175 nucleotides. RefSeq names its product phosphoethanolamine/phosphocholine phosphatase 1 (gene PHOSPHO1). Gene Ontology annotation, molecular function: phosphatase activity. The record is from RefSeq and is a predicted model, not a curated record. Gene Ontology annotation, biological process: bone mineralization involved in bone maturation. Lineage: Eukaryota; Metazoa; Chordata; Mammalia; Primates; Hylobatidae.